Messenger RNA from Bombus pascuorum, 1202 nucleotides. RefSeq names its product survival of motor neuron-related-splicing factor 30 (gene Spf30). NCBI's taxonomy places the organism in Eukaryota, Metazoa, Arthropoda, Insecta, Hymenoptera, Apidae. The coding region runs from base 137 to 844 and encodes 235 amino acids. The transcript has 5 exons. Gene Ontology annotation, biological process: regulation of alternative mRNA splicing, via spliceosome; mRNA processing. Gene Ontology annotation, cellular component: nucleus; cytoplasm; precatalytic spliceosome. The record is from RefSeq and is a predicted model, not a curated record. Gene Ontology annotation, molecular function: RNA binding.
AUCGUAUACAUACAUAGAGGGUAGGGUGGUUUGUAGUGUUCGCGUUUACUUGAUUUUCUGACAGGAGCAUUAGAAAGGGAAAAAAACAGCUGUUGGACGUUAUUUUUAUCUUUGUUAAGAUAUUGUUGAUCCUACCAUGGAUGAUUUACAAAAUUAUAAGUUACAGCUUCAACAGGUGGAAGCGGCGCUUACUACGGACCCUACUAAUGAAGAACUCUUGAAAUUGAAAAUUGAUCUUGAGGAAGUAAUAGAGCUGACACAUGAUUUAAUUAAAUCACAACAGCAGGAAAAAAGGCAAGCCAAUGGCAUGGAUGCUAAAGAUCCUAUUUUACUUGCAGUUUUGGCCAAUAAGUGGAAGGUUGGUGAUCAAUGCAUGGCACCCUGGAGCGAGGAUGGCAAAUACUAUGAGGCAACCAUAGAUGCAAUAAGUGAAGAUGGUGUUGUCAAUAUAACAUUUAACGAAUAUAAAAACACAGAUGUCACAAUGCUUAGUCAAUUAAAAUCUGUAGCUAAAAGGCCAGCGUCAGAUUGGGCAGAUCAAAAGUCAAAAAAAAUGCAAGCUGCUGCAGUAGCAGGUUCAGAUCCUAACAAACAGAGAGAAUAUUUAAAAAAAAAGAAACAGAGGAAACUUCAGCGAUUUAAGGAACUCGAAGAAGAGCGCGAAAUGGAGAAAAACAAAUGGCUAGCAUUUACAAAUAAAUCUUCUAAGAAAGGUGUGAUUAAAAAAAGUAUAUUUGCAACGCCAGAAAAUGUAAAUGGUCGAGUUGGAAUCGGCACGUGUGGAGUAAGCGGUCGAGAAAUGACUAAGUUCAGUAAUGGUGAAAAAUGGAGAAGAGGAGCAUGAAUACUAUUGUAAAUAUGCAAUUUAUAAUAAUUCGUGAGAUAGAACUAUUGAUUAUUGUUAUUAUUCCGAUAAAUUUAAAUUUCGAGGAAAUUGAACAACUGUAUGUUUUGUGUUAUGAGAAUGUUUCCGAGUGUGUGAAUUGAAGAGAGUGUUUAGCGGUAUUUGUAGAUUGUGCGUAACCAUUAUGUUACAAAUGGAUAAUGACCUCAAAUAAAUCCGGAAAGUAUUUGGAUUUUCUACCUUUAUGAAGUGAAUGGUUGUUGUGAAUGAGUGUAUUUCUAGAUUAAUACAUAUAUGUGGGUAUGACUUUGAUUGUAACCUGUAAUGGAUACGAAUAAAUGUAUAUUUUAAAGUCAGA